AUGCCCCAAUCGCCGACGCCACGGCCCAAGAGGCCUUGGCAAGAGGUCGCCCGUGAGGCUCAGGAGUACAGAGAUGCUACCAUGAAAGAUUAUGAAACGAGUCUUCCGGAACCUCUUAAAAGUAAUAUGCCGAACAGCGUUAUGAAUAUACCUGGAUCUCUCCUAGGCGGUGACGACCUCCGAAUCACAGAGCUUCUCCCAGAGGAAUUGGUCUCACUGUUGGCGUCGGGACAAUUGAGCUCUGUUGCCGUGACUGAAUCUUUCCUAAGACGGGCAGCGCUCGCACAGAAGCUGGCAAACUGUGUAACAGAAUUGCUCCCAGAGCGCGCAUUGACACGGGCUAAAUUUCUCGACGAUCACUAUGCCAGAUACAAGAAGCCAAUAGGACCUCUUCAUGGACUACCAAUCAGUGUGAAGGAGCAUAUCGGUAUGGACGGGCUGCGCGUUCAUUGCGGCUAUGUAUCAUGGUGGUAUAAAAUUGGCAAAGAGGAUGCCCAUGUGCUUGAGAUUCUCUGGAAUGCCGGCGCCGUGUUCCAUGCAAGAACAACGGAGCCACAGAGCAUGAUGCAUCUUGAAACUGACAGCAAUCUUUACGGAGUUACCGUGAACCCUUACAACCGCGACGUCACUUCCGGGGGCUCAUCUGGCGGCGAAGGCGCUCUUAUUGCUCUCAGAGGUAGCUGUUUGGGAAUUGGAUCGGAUGUUGGAGGAAGCAUCCGAAACCCGGCUGCUAACAAUGGCAUAUAUGGGUUCAAGCCAACCGCCUUUCGUAUACCGACAGAUGGCUGGGGAUACGCCAUGGCCGGAGCCGAUACUAUCGACAGCGUUCCUGGACCGUUGUCAACUAGUCUUUCCGGAAUCAAGCUUUUCAUGAAAGCUGUGCUCGACGCAAGGCCGUGGCUCACCGAACCAGCGAUUGUACCCAUUUCUUGGGAUUCCAAUCUCGCUCUUACCGAUAGGCAACCGCUCAAGGUCGCAGUGAUGUGGCACGACGGGGUAGUGAAGCCUCACCCACCCGUUACCCGAGCCCUCAGCUCCGUCGUGGAGAAGCUGAGGUCUCUCUCCAAUGUCACAAUAGUCGAUUGGAAGCCUCAUCUACACGAUGAAGCCUGGGCUAUCAUAUCGAACUUAUACUACCCAGACGGAGGCGAAGAAGAUGCCGCAGCCAUCGACUCAUCUGGCGAACCUUGGCGUCCGUUGACCAAGUGGAUCAUCAAAGAAAAUCCAUGUGUGAAGGAGCUCACCCGGGGAGAGCUUAAUUACUGGCUUGAGGAGCGGGAGGCAUAUCGAAAAGAGUACGCUAAUGCCUGGACCGCAACUGCCACUGGAGGUAAUUCUGCUACGGGAGACCUUGGAGGCAUGGUUGAUAUUAUUCUCUGCCCAGUCGGCCCCGGAGUUGCGCCAGAACACGGAACUGCAAAAUACUGGUGCUAUACUAGCCAGUGGAACCUGCUCAACUAUCCUGCGGUAGUGUUUCCUGUGAGCAAGGUGGAUGCAGGUGUCGAUGUAAAGGACGGAGCUUACGAGCCGAAAAGGGGUGUAGACAGAGACAACUGGGACCUUUAUGAUCCGCACAAGUUCGACGGACUUCCAAUCUCUUUGCAACUAGUGGGCAGGAGAUAUGAAGACGAGAAGGUGCUUGCAAUAUUGGAGUAUAUCAAGGAAAAGAUCGGACUCCCGUUUGCCAAGUUUCCAUAG
Molecule: messenger RNA, 1698 nt
Organism: Mytilinidion resinicola
Lineage: Eukaryota; Fungi; Ascomycota; Dothideomycetes; Mytilinidiales; Mytilinidiaceae
Product: amidase
Exons: 5
Coding region: 1-1698 (565 amino acids)
Source: RefSeq, a predicted model, not a curated record